AUGGGCUUUGAAAGUUUUGUUUUUGCACAUAAUUGGUUAUUAAAUUUUCAUUCUUUAUUUAUGUCAAUGUUUUCUGACUUUGUACAUCCACAAAAUGAACAAAAAAUGAAUUUUAGAAAAUUUGUUGAUUUUCUUAAAAAUGUACAAAAUGAUGAAUUAGGUAAAAGUCCAGAAUUGGCUUCAGAUUAUUUAAGACGUUAUUUUCGAGAUGUUGACCCAGACAGAGAUAUUGCCGAGCCUUGGUUAAGUACGAGUGAAUUUGUUGAUUAUUUAUUUUCUUGUGAUAAUUCUUUAUUCGAUCCAGUAAACAAAGAAGUUGUUCAUGACAUGACUAAACCAUUAACUCAUUAUUGGAUAUCUUCUUCUCACAACACUUAUUUAACUGGAGAUCAACUUAAAAGUGAAUCUUCUUUGGAUGCUUAUGCCCGGUCUUUAUUACUUGGAUGCAGGUGUGUAGAGUUAGAUUGUUGGGAUGGACCUCAAAGAAAAGGUCCAAAUGGGGAAACAAUAAUUGAUAUAGUUAUUUAUCAUGGAUAUACAAUGACUUCAAAAUUGGCAUUAAAAGAUGUUUUACAAACAAUUAAACAUUAUGCCUUUCAAACUAGCGAUUAUCCAUUAAUACUUUCAAUAGAAGAUAAUUGUUCUGUUCCAGCCCAACGUCAAAUGGCUAUUGAUAUUCAAGAAGUUUUGGGGGAUUUAUUAUUAACUUCACCAAUUUCUAGAGACGAAUGGGAACUUCCAUCGCCUUGUGCCCUUCGAAAUAAAAUUAUUUUAAAACACAAAAAAUUAAGAGAAGAACAACAAGAAAAUGAGAAUUUAAAUAAUAAUUCUUUUUUGUUAGAAGAUGAAUUAGAUCAGGAUAUUUUAAGUAGACAAUGUAUUAAAAAAGGUGUUUUGUGGUUAAAGAAUGAUGUUUCUAAUGCUAAUAGAGGAAUAGGUAUUUUUUAUUUUUAA
Molecule: messenger RNA, 954 nt
Organism: Meloidogyne enterolobii
Lineage: Eukaryota; Metazoa; Nematoda; Chromadorea; Rhabditida; Meloidogynidae
Source: the annotation of a GenBank genome assembly